AUGGAUCCGCUGUCCGGAGAAAGCACAUUCACCUACCACGGACUUCAGAUAACUCGUGAUUCCACUGAACGAGCGAAGAAAAGAAGUUGGGUUUCGGCUCUUUAUGCAUAUUUCAUAAACAUAACGAAGGCCAACAAUGGACCAAAUCCCGAAACCACCGACAUUUAUGCAACAAUGCAUACCUCACCGGAACCUGCUCAAGUUGAUCAAAUAAAGCAGCAGAUUAGGACUUUUCUCCAAGAUUUCAAAUUCUACCGCAACUGUCCGUUUCUCAAAGAUCUUGAGCUUGAAGUCGCUGUCUGGAAUUACUUUCAAAAUCUUGAAUUAGGAGAGACAGAGAAAUCGGUCCGACGAACCCUCCAGAUUUCUGUGACAUUUACCGAACAAGCGUACACAGCGCUUCACUUCAAAGUCAAGGUCGUUUGUGCUAUACAGUCCCUUUACAUGUUUCUAAUUGAUGAUAUCGCGGACAACUUCAUGGAGGAUCUUCAAUAA
This is a messenger RNA of Penicillium waksmanii, 495 nucleotides long. RefSeq lists its product as uncharacterized. The transcript has a single exon. Bases 1 to 495 code for a protein of 164 amino acids. Lineage: Eukaryota; Fungi; Ascomycota; Eurotiomycetes; Eurotiales; Aspergillaceae. The record is from RefSeq and is a predicted model, not a curated record.